CCUGCUAUCUGCUCCGGUGACGCCGAUACCGCUCCGUCCGCAGAUCGGGUUAGUGCACCGCGUCGCGCCGCUAUCAGAUAAUUCAGAUCCGCCGAGCUAGUACCGACAUCAGUACCUGAAGAGGCUGCUUAGUUUUGUUGCAAGUAUCGUCCAAGUCAGUGGUUACAGACCCUUUCUUGACUUUGAAUGAAAGAGUGUAUUUAAUUUUGCAAAUAUUUUCCGUCGGGGAUUACCUACAGAUUGAUUUUUCUUUUGAAAAAUAUACUUUUUUCGGGGACUUGCGAAGUGAAAGUUCAGUAAUAGUGUGUUAAAUAGUGCUGUUAGUGAUAUUGUUCUGUUAUUGUUAUGGAGGGUAAAAUGCUAUUGUGUAGCGUUCUUGUUUGAGUGAAAGACAAAUUCGCACGAGUAUGAGUCAGGAAGUUUUACAGGUGGUGCCGGAAAAAGUGACGAUGCGCCAUCCGGAGGGCUCGUGGCCCAACAUCGCCGACAUCGACGAAGAGGAGCAGGCGGCCAUCGUGGCGAGCAAGAAGGGCCGGCGCAAGUCCUGGCACGCCAUCAAGUUCGAGCGCAAGCGCAAAAAGGACCUGGACCUGGACCAGUUCGGGUUCCCGCCGCAGGUGCGCAGGGAGAAGCGAGGGUCCUGGUGGAAUAUUUUCGCUAACGCGCCUAGGUCACGCCGGGCAUCUCAGGAUAUUACCAAAGUUCCAAAGGAUAUUCCUUGGAUGCGGAGCAAAAGUCGAAGCGUUGACCACGGAAUAUCAUCGCCAUAUGAUUUAGCUCAUCUUCGAAGCCAAGUUCCCAUCGACAGAGAUCUCGAUGGUUCGACGAACAGUUUGUCGGAGAGAAGAAGAACAGGACCUCCGGAAAACACGACCACAUACACAGUUGCCGACAGAGAUACAUUGACGUCGGUAGCUGCCAGGUUCGACACUACACCAUCCGAACUGACCAAAUUAAAUCGGUUAGGCACACCGUACAUAUUUCCUGGUCAGCAAUUAUACGUACCACUUAGGGAGACUAGUGAGAACGAAUCGGAAGGUUCGACGCCUGUUGAAGAUACUCAUGAUGAUUUACCUCCAGAAGAGAAAGAACUGUUGGAUAAUCUCAGGCCCGUUAGUCCGAAGCCGGGUCACGUGGAGAGGGUACGGACCCCGUCAUGUACCCAGGGUUCGUCGACGGAACAGGAAGAUGAACCCAUAUCGGUGUUCAGAGAGCGGUUCCUCAAGAUCAACGUCAGACACAUUACCGAUGGGGAGGGCGUUGUCUGUGGAGUGCUGCUGGUUACCCCUAAUGCUGUGAUGUUUGAUCCUAAUGUUUCGGAUACACUAGUUAUUGAAAAAGGUCCCGAAGCUUACGGUGUGAUAGCCCCAAUGGAAUUUGUGGUUAAUAUUGCCAUAUACAAUGAUAUAGCGCAUAUGCGCGUCGGCCAUAUCGAGGCUACCAUCAACGACAAAGCGGAAAUCUACUAUCCCAAAGGAGAAAAGGAACACGACUCGUUAUUGGUCAAAGACGAAACAUUUCCAGAAUUGGUGACUGGUACUGAUGAUGCUGAGUCUGUGUGUUCAUGUACAGAACGGGAAGGGGACGCUUUUCCGAAGGCGUUCGACAGGGAAUUGGUCACGCCGACAAAUCUGGACGACUCCGAACCGUUCGAGAACAAAACGUUAGAAGAGAGAAGAAAGUCGCUGUUGGACCACCAUUGGCCGAUGACUUCGCGCGACAGACAGUCAAUUGAUACCGAUGAAAUGCCAGCUAUUUCAACGUCUGUUCAUGAUAUCGAAGAAGAAGCCGACAACAAUGAUGUAAAAGAAAGUUGCCAUGAUUCAGGAAUUGAUAUCAGAGAAACACCAUUACCACCUAUUGCUCCAAUUCCUGUCAAAGAGCAUUAUAGCGAUGCAGAAAUAGUAUUAUCAAAGGAUUGGGUGCCUCCUGUCACAAUAGCACCUACACAUUCGCUGAGCAGCGAUACAGAUAGCCCAGCGCGAAAGAAGACCAAUAGCGUCUCCUUCAGCCUGGAUUCCAGCAGCGAUGCUGACACAUCGGCAGCGCAGCUUUCCACAAGUUUACUUGAUUCCAAAGAAGAUUCCGAAAAGUCUGAAAGUAGAAAAAAUAAGAUGUUAAAAAGACUGUCCUAUCCACUGUCAUGGAUGGAGAAAGAAGAUGAAAUUGGUCCUAGUCAUCCGCAAACAGCGGACCCCCAGCAUUCCUCGCUAUUCUCAAAAGUGUUUUCGAGGCGAUCUUCGGUCGGAACCUUUAUCAGGCAGCCAACCGAGAUUGGAGAGAAGAAGAAAAAGGAACCGCCACCAAAGCUAGACUACAAAUCGAUGGUUUCGGUGGAGGACAAACCUGGAUUAUUCGUACCUGUAGAUAAACUCAUACCCAGACCCGCUCGUUCCUGCGAAGAUCCUCCUCUUUACCUCAGAUUGAGGAUGGGCAAGCCAUUGAACAAGAAAAUUCCCCAAUCGACGCCACUGAUGUCCUACGGCAAGAAGAAAAUGCGACCCGAGUACUGGUUCAGCAUACCCAAGAAUCGCGUCGACGAACUGUACAAGUUCGUGCAAGCCUGGGUACCACAUCUUUACGGCGAACUCGACGAAGAUAAGGUAAAAGAACGAGGUUUUGUACUUGUAGACAUAGAUACAGAGCUGUGGAGUGAGGAAACAACACCAUCCGCUAGUCGUCAUGGUAGUCAAGGCGAAGAACUCGCCGAACUGACCAAAGAAAGUUGGGAGGCGCUGCCUAUGUCUGACGAAUUUCGCAGGGCCUACAAAAGCAAAGAGACCUCGUCGUUGGAUAUCGACCUGUCCCCUCCCGAUCUAAUCGGCAAAACAGAAAUCCUCACCGACUACCACAGAGAAUGUCUGUGCCGACAUCUACCGGCCAGGGCGGAGGGCUACGCUUGGACACUGGUGUUCAGCACCAGCCAGCACGGCUUCAGUUUGAACAGUAUGUACAGGAAAAUGGCGAAGCUUGAGUCGCCGAUUUUACUAGUGAUUGAAGACACUGACAAUAAUGUAUUUGGUGCUUUAACUUCCUGUGCCCUUCACGUCUCGGACCACUUCUACGGCACGGGCGAGUCGCUGCUGUUCCGCUUCACGCCCCACUUUCAGGUGUACAACUGGACCGGCGAGAACCUCUACUUCAUCAAGGGCAACAACGAGUCGCUGAGCAUAGGCGCGGGCGACGGCAAGUUCGGCCUGUGGUUGGAUGGCGACCUCUACAUCGGCCGCUCCGAGUCCUGCAAAACGUACGGCAACGACGCGCUCACGCCCAAGAUCGACUUCGUCGUCAAGACGCUCGAGUGCUGGGCCUUCAUAUCCAACUAGAGAUCGCCGCCGCACUUGAAAACGAGCUUUAAAUGUGUACUUUCUACGAUAUACAACAAUACUAAUACUUAAUGGUCUAGAACAGGUCAGAAAGAUGAAAAGAAGCGCGCGGGGUGUACAGUGUUGUCGAUAAAAUCCGCAUCGAUCGUGGGGAUUGCAAAAUGUUAUGCUGGGUUCAUAAUUCGAGUGUUAGUCCUAACCUUACUCUUAACAUUAACCCUAAAAACUUAAGGAAAUUCUGUUCAUACAUUCAUACUUCUAUUUAUCUUAAGAAUGUUUUGAGCUAACCUAAAACCUAACUUCACAAAUAUUUUUAAAAUUUCUAAUAUUAUUACAAUGAAAAAGAAUAUAUUUUUAAAAUGAUACAAUUUACUUGUUUGUGAAUAAACAUUAAUAAUUUCUA
Molecule: messenger RNA, 3729 nt
Organism: Sitophilus oryzae (rice weevil)
Lineage: Eukaryota; Metazoa; Arthropoda; Insecta; Coleoptera; Curculionidae
Gene: mtd
Product: nuclear receptor coactivator 7
Exons: 17
Coding region: 408-3326 (972 amino acids)
Biological process (GO): response to oxidative stress
Cellular component (GO): nucleus
Source: RefSeq, a predicted model, not a curated record